This is a messenger RNA of Phymastichus coffea, 1227 nucleotides long. RefSeq lists its product as uncharacterized. Gene Ontology annotation, biological process: sensory perception of taste. Lineage: Eukaryota; Metazoa; Arthropoda; Insecta; Hymenoptera; Eulophidae. Bases 1 to 1227 code for a protein of 408 amino acids. The transcript is spliced from 7 exons. The record is from RefSeq and is a predicted model, not a curated record. Gene Ontology annotation, cellular component: neuronal cell body; membrane; dendrite.
AUGACGCAAUUGUACGAAGGCAUGGAGAAACCAUUUUUACCAAUGCUAAUAUCAAAUUGGAUUUUUGGUAUUGGCAUAAUUCAGUAUCCAAUGUGGAAACCACGAAAACUUUUUAGUUUUAUUUAUACUUCAAUGAUAUUGUCUUCGUUUUUGUAUCUUACUUAUUUGUCUUACCCUUAUUAUGCUUUUACAAAAGUAGCAAAAAUGAGCCCUAUAACCAAUGGAAUGUUUUACUAUGCUAACACUGCUGUGACGAUUAGUGUGCUUGUAGCAGGAUGGUUCCAGUCAAAAGGAUUACAGAAAUGCAUGGUGAGUGCAGCAGUGUCGAACUCGUUAUUACGAAAAAUAGGAAUACAAAGAGAUCACUCAAAAAUAUUGAAAAAAGAAUUAUUCAGAUUUCUAUCAUUAGCUGUUUACAUUCUCGCUGUUAUAACUGUCAACUGUGCAAUAACUGCUCAUCAUCGAGACUUAAAAACUGAAGAAAUUACUACUAUGUUUCUGCAAAAUUUUCCAAUUAUUGUUGUGUUUAUAGCUGACACAUCAUUUAAAAAUAUUUUAGGGUACGCAUAUUAUAAAUUUGAGAGUUUAAGUGAUAUGUUUCAAAAUUUAUUAACAAGUACGGAAAACAUACCUCUUUAUCGAGUACUUGCAAAUCAAGUUUUCACUACAAACGUAUAUUCUCGUGAUGAGAACACUGCUCAAAACAAAGAUUAUACCUUUAUCAUAAAAACGGGAAAACUAGUACACUUGGAGUUAGUCAAAUUAUGUCAAGAAGGAAAUAGAACUUAUGGAUUCCACAUUCUUACGUCUCUUGUGGUUGCUUUUACGAUGAUGAUAAAUGAUAUUUUCAAUAUUUAUACCAGCUUGACUUAUUCAGUUUCUAAUAAUAUAAAGCUCAAGGAAAUAUUGAGAAGUCUUAAUUGGUUCUUGUAUUUUUUUAUAAAGACGACGACUAAUUGUCAGUUUUAUACAACCGUUUGCCAAAGCGCUAAUAGAAUUGGCGACAUAAUUUGUGAAUUAUAUGAUGAGAAUUUCAUCAAUGCAAAUACGAAAGAAGAGAUUCGACGAUUCAACAUUAACUUGGUACAAAAUAAAUUAAAAUUAACAGCAUGCGGAAUGGUUAUCAUAGAUUUAACUCUCAUUCCAACUCUUCUCGUAUGCAAAAUGGCCUUGAUGGAGAACAAUAUUUUUAGUUCUGGCUAUAUGCAAACAGAAAUUUUACACUAA